GACAAGCUGGAUGGGAAGCAUUUGGCCCCCGAGGUCCAGGAGACGGGGAUAGUUGCCAUGGGCUCUCUGGUCAGCAAGCUGUGCCAGCAGAACCUGUGUGGGCUGCAGGAAGUGAAGCGUGGGGUGGAAACCAUCCUCAGGGGGUUAAGAGAUGCCAAGGAGGAGUCCAAGGUGGCCAUUUACCUGCUGGCCCUGGGGAACACGGCACUUCCUGAAACCAUCCCCACCCUCCUGGACCACGCCGAGGAGGGUCCUGCUGCUGUCACCACCGCAGCCAUCUCUGCCCUGCAGCGGAUCCCUACUCAGCACAUCUCCAGCAAGGUGAAACAAGCCAUGAGGAGGAUUCUCCAUGAGAAGAGGAAGAGCUAUGACAAAACCUGUCGCCUCGCUGCUGCAGAAAUCCUCCUAGAUAACGAGCCCUCACCCAUGGAUGUCAUCAACAUCUUGCUGGCUGCCAAUGAGAUGGAGACAGAAACAGCAACAUUUCUGCUGCUGAAGGUCCAAAGCAGCCUGCGUGCCGACCACCACCCAGCAAGGAAGAUAAUGAAAGGCAUCAUGAGAGACCCACGGAUAAAUAAUUACUACUUCUUCUCGAAAGCUGGCAUCUCCUCUUCUUUCUCAGGACCUCUGGCAGUCACCCAGGACCUGCUUUCCACCUUCAGGCUGGACCUGCUCUUUUUGGAAGGUGGAUUCCUGAGGAAGAGUGUCUCUGACUUCUCACUGCUCAGCCGUGGCCAGUGGCUUCAUGCAGCUCAGGUGACUAUUGAAGCACAAGGGAUGGAGUCGAUGCUGGGAGAAGACGUCUUGGAAGGGGAAGAGGAGCCGGAGCUCACGGCCGGGAUGUCGGCCGUCUUCUUCGACGUGCAGCUGCGGCCGGUCGUCUUCUUCCAGGGGUACACAGACUUAAUGGCCAAGGUCCUGCUAAGCAGUGGAGAACCUACCAGUGUGGUUAAAGGGAACCUCCUGCUGAUGGACCAUCACCAGGUCAUUCCUCUGCAGUCUGGUCUCCAAGUGGCCAUCAAACUCCAGGGUGGGCUAGGGCUUGACAUUUCAGCUGACAUGGAUGUGAGCAUUUGGGAGCAGGAACUGAAAACCAACAUCAACACGAGGGGAAGCCUCACCAUCGAUUUCCAGGCAGAAUUAGAUGCCCCUUUCCUCCAAGCCACCCUGAGAAGCCAGACAGAGGCAGAGACCUCAAUCCACUUUGACACCAUGCUGAGGUUUUCUGGCAGCCCGGUGCUCAUGUGCCUGCAGCUGAGAGAGGAGCAAGUCCCAUACAGAGAAAUCUUCACAGUUUCCAAGUCUGCUGGGAGCCAGAGCAGCACAGCUCGAAAAGGCAGGCAGGGCACCGUGCCCGGGAGGGAGUUUGCCUUGCACCAGGCCAACUCCAAGGUCUGCAACCACCUGCUGACAGCAGAAGAAUAA
This is a messenger RNA of Merops nubicus (carmine bee-eater), 1425 nucleotides long. RefSeq names its product microsomal triglyceride transfer protein large subunit-like. Gene Ontology annotation, biological process: lipoprotein metabolic process; lipid transport. The record is from RefSeq and is a predicted model, not a curated record. Gene Ontology annotation, cellular component: basolateral plasma membrane; Golgi apparatus; endoplasmic reticulum. Lineage: Eukaryota; Metazoa; Chordata; Aves; Coraciiformes; Meropidae. Gene Ontology annotation, molecular function: lipid binding. The annotation marks the transcript as partial. The transcript is spliced from 9 exons.